Messenger RNA from Cynara cardunculus var. scolymus (artichoke), 1254 nucleotides. RefSeq names its product clathrin light chain 2-like. The record is from RefSeq and is a predicted model, not a curated record. NCBI's taxonomy places the organism in Eukaryota, Viridiplantae, Streptophyta, Magnoliopsida, Asterales, Asteraceae. Gene Ontology annotation, biological process: intracellular protein transport; clathrin-dependent endocytosis; clathrin coat assembly. The coding region runs from base 46 to 1047 and encodes 333 amino acids. Gene Ontology annotation, cellular component: clathrin coat of coated pit; clathrin coat of trans-Golgi network vesicle; plasma membrane. Gene Ontology annotation, molecular function: clathrin heavy chain binding; structural molecule activity. The transcript has 3 exons.
AGAGAGAGAAAGUGAGAGAGAAUUUAGAGAGAGAGAGAGAGAGAGAUGUCGUCGUUUGAUACGUUCAGCGUCGACGGCGAAGAAUCGACGACGAUUCCGUCUUCUGGUCAAUUCGAUGAAGGUUACUUCGACAACAACGAUUCAUACUCCAACUUCUCCACCGCCGAUACUCCGGCGUAUGAAUUCCCUGCUGAAGGUGAGCAUGUACCUCACCAAUCUGUAGAUAGUUCAGAUCCGUUUGGAUUCGGUUCGCAUCCGGACCCGGAUCCGUACUCCCAGCCGCCUCAGACUUCAUCACCGUUUGACUCUUCAUCGAUCCCGAUCUCAAACGGUGUAAGUCAGGAUUACGAUGUUGGAGAGGAUGCUGAUGGGAUUUUUAGUUCUGAUGGACCGGUGCUCCCGCCUCCUAGUGAGAUGCGGGAAGAGGGGUUUGCUCUUCGUGAAUGGCGGAGGCUGAAUGCAAUUCGACUAGAGGAGAAGGAGAACAAAGAGAAGGAAUUACGAAGCCAGAUCAUCGAAGAAGGUGAAGAAUUCAAACGGGCUUUCCAUGAAAAGAGGCUGCGCAGCAUGGAGACAAACAAACUCACCAAUAGAGAAGGCGAGAAGUUGUACGUAGCAAAACAAGAAAAGUUCCACAAAGAAGCCGAUAAACAAUACUGGAAAGCAAUAGCCGAACUCAUUCCUCGCGAGGUUCCCAACAUAGAAAAGAGAGGUAAGAAGGACAAAGACAAGAAACCGGGAAUUACAGUCGUUCAAGGACCCAAACCCGGAAAACCCACCGAUCUCGCAAGGUUGCGUCACAUCUUGGUGAAGCUCAAACACACACCGCCCGCUCACAUGGUUCCUCCACCACCACCACCUGCCGCCACCAAAGAUGGAAAGGAAGGUGCCAAAGAUGAUAAAGUAGUUGCCAAAGACGGAAAGGAUGCAGCAGCCGCCGCCGCCACCACCGCGGCCAGUACCGAAACUGUACCUGCUAAAGAUGCUGCCGCCUCAAAUGGUGGUGUUGAAGCUCCAGCUGCACCAAUUGAACAACCUGCCGCCUGAAUCCGACCCUGAUAUAAAGAUUUUAGGUUAGUUUUUGAAUCUAUGAUCGUAUAAUUUCCGUUUGAGGAUUUAAUUGCCAUAAUCGACUACGAUAUGUUGUGUUUUCGGAUCGAGAACCAUUACGGUGUUGUUUCAAGUUUGUUAUUACUGUGAUGUAAGAGCUGUUUCUUUGCUUUUGCUUAUGAUGAUGUUAAUGGUUUUUAGACA